Messenger RNA from Argiope bruennichi, 2547 nucleotides. RefSeq names its product alpha-N-acetylglucosaminidase-like (gene Naglu). The transcript has 24 exons. The record is from RefSeq and is a predicted model, not a curated record. Lineage: Eukaryota; Metazoa; Arthropoda; Arachnida; Araneae; Araneidae. Bases 152 to 2398 code for a protein of 748 amino acids.
UAACAGAGCUUUCUUUGCAAGAGAAGCAAGAUAACAGAGGCUACGUCAUCGAUAAGUGGUAAACUGUUAAGUAUCUUUUCAAGGAAUGCCCGCUUAACAUAGAAGGGAUAUUUUUAUAUUUGUCGGGAGAAAAAAUAAAGGAAACGCUGGAAUGGGGAAUUUUUGGAACUCGACAAAUUUUCUAUUUUUGGUUGUUGCCAUCUUUUUGCACAUCACAGUAGUAUUAACAGAUGUUGAAAGACGCACAUAUAGGUCAAGCAACGAUGAAGCUGAUGCUGUUACGCAACUUUUACAUAGGCUCAUUCCAGAGAAAGCAGAGCAAAUUCUGAUUGAAGUAGACUACAAUCUAGACAAUAGAGAUGCUUUUGAGAUUUCCACUCAAAAUGACAAAGUCCUAAUAUCGGGAACAAGAGGAUAUGCAGCAGCUGCGGGAGUCUAUCACUAUCUGAAAGAAUUUUGCGGCUGUCAUAUAUCUUGGUCUGGGAACCAACUCCGCCUACCUGUAGAGCUACCAAUACCUACCCAAACACUAAAAAUAAGGUUUAACGAUAAAUACAGGUAUUACCAAAAUGUUUGCACAUCUAGUUAUUCUUACGUUUGGUGGACUUGGGACAGAUGGGAAAAAGAAAUCGAUUGGAUGGCCUUGAAUGGUAUGAACUUACCACUUGCUUUUACAGCACAAGAAGCCAUUUAUUAUAAGAUUUUCAAAGAGAUGAAUUUUACGGUUCAUGAUAUCGAUGUAUUCGUCACAGGUCCAGCGUUUCUAGCUUGGAACAGAAUGGGAAACAUGCAAGCUUGGGUAGGACCAUUAACGGAUAACUGGCACAGAAUUCAGGUGGAUCUCCAACAUAAGAUUCUUAAACGAAUGAGAGAUUUUGGGAUGACUCCAGUACUUCCAGCCUUUAGUGGAAGAGUAGUUCCUGCCUUUAAGAGGAACUUUCCUCAUGCAAAUACAACAUACAUGAACAGAACAUGGGCGCACUUUCAACCACCAUUCGCCUUUGUUACGUUCCUCCAGCCAACUGAUCCUCUAUUUGAAGAAAUUGGAGCCAAAUUCCUAAGAGCAUAUAUUGAGGAAUUUGGAACAGACCAUAUGUACAGCGCAGAUUUAUUUAACGAGAUGCCGCCUCCUUCAAGCGAUCCAGAUUACUUGCAAUCGUGUUCAAAGUCAUUGUACAAGAGUUUGACUGCAGUAGAUCCUGAAGCUGUCUGGAUUACCCAAGGAUGGAUGUUCUAUUCUGACCCUGACAUCUGGCAGCCGGAUCAAGCAAGGGCGUUUUUGCGAGCUGUACCCCAGGGUAAAAUGAUAAUUCUAGACCUUCAAUCCGAAUUAUAUCCACAAUACCAUCGUUUGCCUUCAUAUUAUGGGCAACCGUUUAUUUGGUGUAUGCUUCACAAUUACGGAGGUGUCACAGGACUCUACGGAUCGCUAGAACAAGUUAAUACUGGACCUUUUGAGGGAAGAAACUACGAAGGAAGCACAAUGAUUGGAACUGGUUUGACGCCUGAAGGCAUUGAAACGAAUGAUAUCGUAUACGAAUUGAUGAAUGAAAUGGGAUGGAGAAAAGGACCUGUAGAUUUACAUGAAUGGCUAGAAGAUUUUGCUAGCCGUCGGUACGGUAUCGAAUCAGCUAAAUUGCAACUGGCAUUAUUAUAUUUAAGAAGAAGUGUAUAUAACGCAACUGAUCCAUAUCGGAAUCAUGGAAAAUAUAUUCUAAUACGAAGGCCAUCCUUAAAGUUAAGCCCCUACGUUUGGUAUGAUCCAAAGGACGUAUUCAUAGCUUGGGAUCUGUAUGUAAAUGCUUCCGACGAUCCCAUCUUAUCUCAGUCACUUCUUUAUAAGCAUGAUCUUGUUGAUAUAACAAGACAAGGACUUCAGCUCACUAUGGAUAUAAUGUAUCCAAAAGUUGUUCAAAGUUUCAGAAAACGCAACUUGACCGCCUUCAGAGAAAUUUCUAGCUCUAUAUUAGAGUUAUAUGAUGAUUUAGAUGAAUUAUUAGCUUCUGAUGAGCAUUUUCUACUCGGACGAUGGAUAAAUGAUGCAUUAAAUUUGGCCCGUACACCACUGGAAAGGCGACAGUAUGAAUACAAUGCCAGAAACCAAAUUACUCUCUGGGGACCAUCUGGUGAGCUGGUCGACUACGCGAACAAGCAGUGGGCUGGACUUAUAUCUAACUACUAUAAAAAACGGUGGCAGUUCUUUUUCGAAACUUUAGAAGACACUAUAAUUAAUCGUCAUCCGUUCAAGCAAGCAGACUUCAACAAAGCAGUUUUUACCGAAAUAGAAUAUAAAUUUGACAUGGGAGAAGAAUUUUAUUCAUCUGAACCCAAAGGGGAUCCUAUUGAAAUUUCUAAAAGACUUUUUGAAAAAUACAAGCAGACUCAGAGUGCAUCUUAGAAAAUCACAGAGAACUUCCUUGUCUCUUUAAUUGAUAUUAAACAUUUCAUCUAUAGCUCAUGGAGAAAUCAGGAAAAAAAUAAACAAUUGAUAAGACAAUUUUGUGAAAAUUAAUGAAAAUUGCGUACAGAAAAAUGAAAUACUACAUA